AUUGACAGAAUUGUGAGUGUCUUGCAUCUAAGACGGACGUGCAGGUGAAAAAAAUCGGAGAAAGGUGGUUUUCACGUCUACUAACGUUGCUGAGGAGUUAACUAGUUACGUGUGUCCUUAUAAAUGGCUAGUAUAGGACUGCUUGUAAAUGCCCCGAACACAGAAGAAAGGGCCGUUUUUACACAACUGAAACCAGUGAGGAUGUCCGGAGACGCAGUGGAGGAUUCGUCCGUGUUUGAGGAAGUCAAAACUGAGGUGAGAAUUACUGCAAGCCCCGUGGAGAUGGCCCAGACCCGCAUCGAGAUGGACAAGUACCUCCCCCAUUAGCCUUGCCCCGCCCCCAGCAACAUAAUCGACAAGAAGUACCGGCGGGAGAGCGCCUCCGUGGUGGACGAAUUCUUCUCCGAGGAAAAGCCGGCGCCCUACAGCCUCAACAUCAACUUCAUCCUGCCCAACGCGCAGCUGCGCACGGGCCUCUACCGCCAUCCAGGCAAGCACGUCAUCCAGCAGCAGCACAUCAAGGCCGAGCCGGGCGCUGAGGUGCCCUGCUCCGUGCAGCCUCUUCCAGACUUCACCUCCGUGUUCAGCACGCCUCAGCAGCACGCAGCCGUCAGCCAUCUCUUCCUCAAGCCCGAAAACAUGGCCGCUGUCCCCAGGGCAACCACAACAACCGUUCCGGAUGAUUUGCCUAUCGGGCCACAGCCCCAGGUGUACCAGAUGCCCAUCAGCGGCCUCACUGACCUCACCAUGACACUGUCACACGGGCAUGCCGGAGGUGGAAGCGGCAGCAACGGGCGCACCAUGCUCAACCUGAACAGCGUGGCACUGAUGCCCGGGCCAGGAGGAGGUGGUGGCGGCAUCGUGGGUGAUUUUAUGGUGCCCGAACACUUCUACCUGACACAGAGCCAGCAGCCUCACAGCCUGCCGCCCUCGCCACCCAACUCACAGCCGGGCAGCCCGGAGAACCAGGCCGAGCUGAUCGCCACCGCGCCGCCCCCGCCCUACCAGGCCAGGCCAGGGUUAAAGGUCACUCAGAUGACCCCCCACUCGGUGCUCAUGACUCACGGGCAAGGGGUGCUCACGGGACCCCGCUACAACCGACGGACCAACCCAGAACUGGAGAAGAGGCGGAUCCAUCACUGUGACUUCAACGGAUGCACCAAAGUUUACACAAAGAGCUCUCACUUAAAAGCACAUCAAAGAACACAUACAGGAGAGAAGCCUUAUCGAUGCAGCUGGGAGGGCUGUGACUGGCAGUUCGCCCGUUCGGACGAGCUGACGCGGCACUACCGCAAGCACACGGGAGCCAAGCCAUUCAAGUGCAUAGCGUGCAGUCGCUGCUUCUCACGGUCCGACCACCUGGCCCUCCAUAUGAAGCGCCACCAGAACUGAAUCACCUUUGGAGUGUUUGCGUGUUUGUUUGUUUGUUUGUUUGUUUGUUUUUGUCCUUUUUUUUCCCUUUUUGGAUUUACAUAUUUACAUUUUUUUUUUUAAACAUUGUGCGCAAAACAAUGAACUGGCGCGAUAAAGAUCAAAUUUGUCACCUUCAAACUAAAUGCUGCCAGUUCACACCAGUAGUUAUAGAACAACACAAAACAGGAGCUUGACAGUUUUAAAAGCAUAUAAAUAGCAUUUGUGUGUAACUGUAUUUUUCUUGUAUAUAUGUUUGUAUAAAUCAUUUUUGUUUUCUUUUUUAUGUUUUCAGAAUUUGAGAAGAAUGUACUGAUACAUACUUGAGCUUACUUUUACGACUUAUACACACACAAUUAUCCACAGUAUGAUACAAUUCCAUACUUUUUUAGGAUUGUUUUCUAGUAACUCCGCACCAAAUAUAGAGACUACUGGACAAAGGUGGUUCGAGAUGAGCGCAGGCAUGUAAUGUAGCCCACCCCGUAGUUGUAGCGGGGGAACCCUUCGU
This is a messenger RNA of Clupea harengus (Atlantic herring), 1918 nucleotides long. It is a transcript of the gene klf5l, whose product is annotated as Kruppel-like factor 5 like. The record is from RefSeq and is a predicted model, not a curated record. Lineage: Eukaryota; Metazoa; Chordata; Actinopteri; Clupeiformes; Clupeidae. Gene Ontology annotation, biological process: regulation of transcription by RNA polymerase II. Gene Ontology annotation, molecular function: DNA-binding transcription factor activity, RNA polymerase II-specific; RNA polymerase II cis-regulatory region sequence-specific DNA binding.